UGGUAUGAUUUCUUGAUGUUGCCAGCCCGUGCUACACUGGAAAUCCUCAUACCCGACUUUAUCAAACAGACCUCGGAUGAGAAACCCAAAGACAGUGAUGAACUUGAGUACUUCAACCACAUCAGUAUUGAGGACUCACGGGUAUAUGAACUGACCAAUAAGGCUGGACUCUUGUCACCGUAUCAAAUUCUCCAUGAGUGCCUUAAGAGAAACCAUGGAAUGGGCGACACAAGCAUCAAGUUUGAAGUAAUUCCUGGUAAAAACCAGAAAAGUGAAUAUGUGAUGACCUGUGGCAAGCACACAGUGAGAGGCUGGUGCAAGAACAAACGAGUUGGCAAACAACUGGCAUCUCAGAAAAUCCUGCAAUUACUACACCCUCACGUCAAGAACUGGGGUUCACUACUACGCAUGUACGGCAGGGAAAGCAAUAAAAUGGUCAAACAGGUAAAUUGUGAGGAAAUGUCUGAUAAAAGUGUGAUUGAACUGCAGCAGUUUGCCAAAAAGAACAAACCGAAUCUGCAUAUUUUAAACAAGUUGCGAGAUGAAAUGAAGAAAUUAGCACGGGAUAGGGAGGAAACACGGAAGAAACCGAAGAUGACAAUAAUGGAAUCAGCGCAGCCAGGCAGCGAACCUCUUUGUACUGUUGACGUGUAAAGCACUGCAAAAUGGAGAGCAAUAACGCACUGGAGAAACUCAUCCUCAACCAUUUCUUUGUUACCUUCUUAUAGAGAACAUAUAUUACAGAAUGCACAACAAUGUUUAAAGGUUCCCCUAACCCAGCUUGACAGUGUACUGCUUCAGUUGUACAUUAAUGUUUUACAUAACAGCAGGGCAACAUUUAUAAACAUGAAUUAUUGAACUACCCAUACCUCUAUUUCAGGAAAGGACUUGAGGCUAAAAAUAGAAUGAGAUUGUAUUGAAUGGUGGUGUUGACCCAGAAAAGGACCUUUUUUGACCUGUGAACAUUUUAAUUUAUCAGUUCAAUUUUAAGGGAGAUAUAAAAGCCCAAUGAGUUUCCUGUAUCUUCCAGCUACAGAAUGAUCAUUAAAUUGUCAUUCUGCACUGAUCUGUUGGUUAGCUAGGCCCUAUGAGGGUAAUCUUCUGGAAAGAGUUACACUUUACAUUGUUUACCUGCAAGCUGGUGCCAGAGGAAAAGGCUUUCACUAGACAAACUUUAAGUUAUUUCUUUUAGUAUAAUGUAUUCUUUUCGUAAACACAUUUUAAGCAAUUUAUCAGGAAUUUUUUCAGUAAGUAACAUUUUAAUGAAGUGACACUUAAGCAUCAUUGAAGAAACACAGUAUUUUGUAUUUUAUGUGGAGAUUGUAUGAUUUGAUGGUUUCAGGAACCAUGGACUUAUAUUGGACAUUUUAGAGCUUGGAUUUUGACUGAAUGGCCUUUAUAUUUAAAAUUAAUCACUAGUAAAAGGCUCAAAAAUUGGCAAAAAAAAAAGUUGUGGUCUCUAAUCCAUGAACAUAAAAUGUUUUUUAAUGCUUCUUUGUAGUAACUGUUGUGACUUUAUUUUGUUGCACGAGUCUGUUAACCUGCAUACAUUUCAUUAUGUAAAUGGGUCGGAGAACUGGAUCCUAUAUAAGUAAAUAUAAUGCAUGAUUGAGACUACACAAUCCUGUUGAACUUACGGUGUUUGGGUUUGACUUUCCACUUCUGUCAUUUGGCACAAAUACAGAAUGUCUAUUUCUGUGACAGUGGUGUCACAGUGCCAAACUGAUGUUCAGCUUUGGAAUCAUUGCAUCAGAGCUGAAGUUGCAGCUAUCUGUGUGUUUUCUUCUGAUUCUGCUUUGCAAUUAUAUGUUUUAAGACCUGAACUUUCAAGUUUGGACGGUUCCAACUCUCAAUCAGUAUUUUGUUUUGGUAGGAGCUUUAGUAUUGUUAAAGCUGUUGUAGGCAUUUAUAACUUGUUUAAUUGUAGUCUGCCCCACUGUUUUAGUUAAUAGAAAUCAUUCAUGAUACAAACAAACAGGUUUGAUUUUGUCUUACCAUUAGAAGUAGAAUUGAUAAAAAGAAUAUAAUGUUUCUCCACUUGUAGUUUAACUUAUUAUCAGGCAUGCAGAUUUGGAAGUUUUGAUAUAAAAGCUUGAAUUAGUUCUCAUUGUCUUAUACUUUGUGUUGGGAAAUGAUUUUCCUUUCAAUAACUUAAUUUUACCUCACUUAAACCCAGGAUAACAACCUGAAGGAAACAAAGUACCAUGAAUAGCUCCAGUGCACUCUUGGUAAUGUGAACCAAAGCUUAAUAAUAGUGUCUUAUGCAAACUGACAAACUAAUUUUUUUAAUGCUUGCUGCAGGCUUCAACAGUGGCAUAGAGGGAGAAACAAUUAUUUUAAAAAUUGCAAUAACUGCUGGAACAAAAACUUAUAUUUAAACUGCUGUGCACUGUCAUUUUGUGAAUUUUUGUGUUUUAAAUGUUUACUAUUUUUCUCUGUUGAAUGCAACUUUUCUUGCCUUUGCACAUGAGCACAAGUGCUGCUGCGAGAGAGUCAGAUUGUGGUUUUGCAAAUUUGCAUUUGUGAUCAACUAGUGUGAUUUGAAAUGAAAAAUAGUUGUCUUAGCUUCAUCCUAAUUGAUUUGUACCUUUUUAACAUUGGUAUUUGUGUGUAUUGAUUGUAACUUAUCAGUACAUUAUAUUCAAUGUGGAUCUCAUUUUUAAAAAGUAAACCCAUCAAUUAAUUUUGCUGCCUAGAGGGUAAUCAUGAGGUAAAGGAUUGCAAUUUGACUGCCUUUUUUUUUCUCAAUCCGUAGAAACAAAUUAUUUGUGAUUAUGGGUUGUAUCUUGAUAGGGCAUAGUGCAUUGUUUCAUCUUUUUAAGCAUGAAUCUGUCUUAUUGGUGCAUCAUUGUGUAAAUGGUAUUAUAGGAAGAAAAACCAAUCAGCCUGAAAAGGUGUUAAAACUCUCAUUACGUGACUACAUGAUAAAUCAGUUCCAGGAUUCACUAAAAUGUUUACUCUUAAAUGCAUGUCAAGUAUGUAAUAGAUUUCAUGUUCAAAAUGGGGAGAAAAAGCCUUUUCAAAUAAAGUUGCUCUGAUUACAUGCAGUAGCCUUCUAACACUCCAGGAAAGUUAUUCACAUAUUACACAAUUUAUCAAGUUUGGAAACAAACUCAGAGGCAACUGUGUUUUCUUUUAAACUUGCAUUUGUUUUGUUCAAAUAUUCAAGGACUUGACCUCACUUUAAAUGUAGCUGUCAACCAAUUGCAAUUACUACUGUUCUUGAUGUCUGAAAAAUUCCAGAAAAACUAAUGGUAUUUUGUAUGAUUCAAAGUGCUUUAAAUGUGACUUCUUAGAAAUUUGCAUAAAGCAAAUUAAUUCCAGUGAUUAUUGAAGCAUACAUAGAAAUCUAAAUUCUCUUUAGAAAGAUUCUCAGAAGUUUGAUUUUUGUUUGGUUACCUAACGCCUACUACCUUCUGUGUAUUUUGAGUUGAGAAAGAGCACUGCAGCUUCCCUGGCUAACAAACUGAUUCACUCGUCUCGUCUCGGACCAGUUUUCUUCAUUCACUGAUUUAUCGUCUUAGUCUGUGGUCUACUUAAAAUCAAAGUUCUGUCAAUGUUACUAUUCAGUCAAGAAAUCUCCAGUGACUGGUGAAUGAAGUUUCUCAAAUUGAAAUACAAAUUUUGUUAAAGAAAUGAAGUUCUCAAAUAGUGGAAUUUUAAAAAGUAAAAUAAUUCAGAAGGGAUAAUUGCUUCUAAUUUGCCAAGAAGCAAGAAUUGUGCAAUUGCAUUACAUGGAAGAUUGAUGUAGAGAUGAUUUUUUUUUUUCCCCCAAACUUAAAAACGUAAUAUCCAGUUCAUGUUGUGCCCUGUUAUUAAAAUUGUGUCUGAUUAGGGAACUUGCAGUGCAAAGGUGCUACUGCACUGACAAAUUGUGCAUUAUGUGCAGUUGCCACAAUGACAGUGCUGUUUUAAGUGACUUUCAGGCUUCAUGUAUAUGUCCUUCAGCCUAUGCUUGCUGCAACCUGCACAGCCAUCUGGGUGUUUGUGUGGUCCUUUUUUAGUGUGCCACGUUUUUUUUUGCUCUGUAGUUUGAAGCAAUAAAGUUUGAUAAUUCGUUAUAAAA
Molecule: messenger RNA, 4066 nt
Organism: Rhincodon typus (whale shark)
Lineage: Eukaryota; Metazoa; Chordata; Chondrichthyes; Orectolobiformes; Rhincodontidae
Product: microprocessor complex subunit DGCR8-like
Exons: 6
Coding region: 16-654 (212 amino acids)
Biological process (GO): primary miRNA processing
Cellular component (GO): microprocessor complex
Molecular function (GO): heme binding; primary miRNA binding; identical protein binding
Source: RefSeq, a predicted model, not a curated record